Molecule: messenger RNA, 4651 nt
Organism: Folsomia candida
Lineage: Eukaryota; Metazoa; Arthropoda; Collembola; Entomobryomorpha; Isotomidae
Exons: 13
Coding region: 170-3736 (1188 amino acids)
Biological process (GO): ribosome biogenesis
Cellular component (GO): nucleolus
Source: RefSeq, a predicted model, not a curated record
CGAGCUUCAAAUUUUACAGUAGACGAGAGGCAACACGUGCAACGGGAAAAGGUUUCCAAAAAAGUAGAUUGUGAUUUCAUAUUUCAAAAAUCUUAAAUAUACAGAGCAGGUUAUUAUUGCUCUGUAAUAAAAUAACGUUAUUCCCUCACAUGAUCACUGCAUACUGACAAUGGUUAUUAAAUUGGCUGACGUAGAGAUGGGAAGUAAAACAAUUAAGCCGUCGCCCACUGGAAAACGUCAGCUGGAAGAUGGACCUUCUGCCGACCUUGAGGAAGAAGAAACGAGGAAAAGGACUAAAUCUGCUGUCGACGAUGAUGUCUUGAAAAGUGUUGAAGCCUGUGCAAUCGUCAUUGGCUCGCCUACCGCGUCCCCCGACUCCAGACUUCAUUGUCUUGCUGACCUUUUUCAAUCGAUUUUGGAUAAAAACGUAAAUAUUGUACUGAUCACUGAAGAUUUUCCAGCCUGGGUGAAAAAUGCGAUUUCAGUUGUUUUAAAAGAUACAACUCGAGUUACAUCUAAAUUUUUUAAUGUCGUCACGUUGGCUGUAAAAGUGGCUCCCACAAUUUUUGAGUCCCUCAUGGAAAACGUACUAAAGAUAGCUUUAUUUUACCCUCGAGAAAGUGGAAAUGUUCAAGAAUCCUGUGAUAAUUUUAUGGAAUUUAUUGUCCACACUUUUGAGAAGUUAAGACGAUUCCCAAAAUUUAUUGCAAAACUUUUGUGCUGCAUUCGUGAUAACCUCGAACCAGACAGUAAGUACGAAGGACGAAUUAUUAGUGCCAAAUUCAAAACGGCUGUCGGUACUGUGAUCAAUUUAUUAACUGUUGGACAAAUUACUGAUCUAUGGAAAACAUUACAACACAAUUUGGAAAUUGAAUGCGUUAAACCACUGAAAGAAGGCAUUGAUGAUGAGAAAACAAAGGCUUUCUUGUGUAUUGUGACCGAUAUUUUUGCCGAAUUUUUGUGCACUAUCAAAGUUACUGAUUACACAGUUCCAGACGCUACAGUGGAAAAAAUUUCAGAAAUGAUGGAAAAACUUUGCGAGGAAUGCUUGAAACCAUUUGGACUGCUGAUAUCCAAUAGAGAAAAACUGGAGUUGGUGUUAGUGAAGCAAUAUCUCUGUUUGGCGUAUGCAUUUGGACAAUUACAUGGAAUUAUGUUGUGUUAUAAUGCAAAGUACAAGGGAAAGAAGCCAUCCUUCUGUUUAAAUGAUUAUUCAACGAAUGCAACGGACUUGUCGUAUCUCCAAUCGUAUAUGAGUGGGGAAUCCUGGAUUAAUUUGUCGAAUCGGUUAUUAAAACGCAAAGAUUCUUCCGCGAAACAACUAUUAGUUAAUUUGGUGGCUCAGAAACUCGAGUUUAUGACAGCGUUAGAGCAGAAAUUUGUUAUUACGGAACAAGAAAAGGACAACACAGUGACAUCAGAGAUGAAACAAUCAUUAAAGGAAUCUGCUGAAUUUAUUUGGACUCACCACGUCCAAAGUAAAAAUUGUGUUCAAAUUUCUGACGAGACUCUGAACCUUGUUUCUCGACACAUGGAGCCACACAGCAUAAUUGAGUUAGCUACAAUUUAUGUUCAACAAUUUCAAGAUGUGGGAGGCUCGGUCGACACUGUUGCACAGGACUUGUCUAAUUCAAACGAGAAAGCAACUCAUAUCUGCUAUCGUAGUGGCGGAGCAACUACUGAAAAUCCAAUAUUCCACUUCGCUUUAAUUAUAGAAGCUCUUGGCGAAAUUAUACGCAGAAUUAAGAAAAUGAAGCUGCUUCCAAAGUCAUUAAAGGACAUUCUGAAUAAUGUGCUAUCAAUUGAAACUAAACCCAUUUUACUUGUGGAGCUCUCGUCAUCAUCAUGCGCUUUUGAUUACAAAACGCUGAAGAAUCCAAGUCCAAACUCAAAAUUAAAUUAUGGUAGCAUCAUUGGAGAUUUACUAGCGUCAGUGAACUCGGCUAUAGCGGAGUCCUUGCACGAGCCUGCAAAUACUUCUCGAAAAAUGCGUGAAGAAUUUUCAAGUGAGCUAAUUCAGGGAAUGUUGCACUUUCUCAGCGGUCUAUACAUUGAAACAUAUCCAAAAGAUGUGAAAACCGUAGUGUUUCUGUGUUCUUGUGCAAUUUUGGUGGCACUUACCGACCAAAACUGUGAUAAUUCUAGCUUGGACGAAGUUUCAAAAUUGGUCGUUUCUUCUGGAAGUCAGUCUCAAGGGAAUGAAACUUUAUUUUCUAUUCAUUGGGUGUCAUUAUUCCAAUGGUAUAUAGGUAAUGUGGAUAGAUUUUCUCAAACAGCACAACUGGACUUGUGCAAUAUGAUUCUGAGCAAUGUCUUCAUGUCACCAAAAUUUAUGGAAGAAUUUGAAAAAGAUUUGGAAAGAUUGUGCAACGCUGAAAAGAUUGACUCUCCAACUGGUUGUAUUAGUUUGAUGACAUUGGAGUACAUAUUAAAGGAAUUACAAAACCCGAAAACGAGAUUAGUCUCCCAAUUAAACGACCAGUGUAAUAAGCUGACCCAGUUUGUUGUUCAAAAACUGGAAGAUGCAGACGCUUCUUCAUCGCCCAAUUUUUACAGAGCCUGCUGGUUGGCACAAUUAGCGAUUGACAAUAUGGAUGAAGACACGAAGAAUCUAUAUAAGCGCUCGUUGGCUACAAAAAUUAAAAAAUCCUUGAGAUUUCUAAAAACAAACCAUUCUACCCAAGAUCUUUCCAUUGUGUAUGUCAUACGAUUUAUGCAUUCUGUGUGCAAAUCUAAAGCAAAAGUUCAGGAUGAAUUGCCUGCUGAAUUCCUAACAAAACUUUGGAAGUUUUGUCUUAAUUCAACCAUUUUGCAACACUGUGACCAGUUGCCGUCAAAUAAAAAGGAAAAAAUACCAAAGAAAUUUGUACAAGAUAUUUUCGAAGCUUCUAGCCCUUCAGAUUUUCAGUUAAUUUGCAACUCUUUGAUGGAAAAGACAAUAGAACUUGCUAAUACGCCUCACAAUUUCCAAGAGAUUAACAUGAUCAUCCAGAUUUUUUCCGACCUUGUGGACGCAGAACUUCCGGCACUGAAUAAACCUAUUCGUCGCCACACUUUACAAGAAUGUCUACACAAAAUGCUACUGUUGACACUAGAUUGGGACAUUUGUGAUGCUCUGUGCUUAAACAAUGCUAUCUUACCGUAUAUUCGGUUACAAACAAAGAUUCUACGACGACGUGGAGCGAUGGUCAACUUGAAAACUCUCGCUGUUUGUCUCAUGUCCGUCACAUCAGUGCCAUUGGCGUCCGUUGAAGACUCGGCCACCUUCAAAAUAGUGUUUUGUGCACUGACAGAUCUUAUGAACGCUCUAAUUGUUCAUAGAUUGGAUGUUAUUGCAUUCAGAUCUCACAUCUUCCUUCAGUGCUUCCAAUACCUCAUUGAGUGUCUCACUCAACGAGCAGAUCAGAAGAAUAAACUCUCUGACGGAGAAAUUCUAAAUGUUCGUACUUGCGGUCACAGUAUCGAAAGGUUGUGUCAAUCUAUGAAGUUGGGCCAGAAAGAACUGUCGCGAGUUUCACCUUACUUUGUCACCGUUAUCAUAAAGCAGUUUGAGUUAUUGGCAGUUUACCCCGCUGUUAAGGUACCACUGCUCGGUGGCUGUUAUAAACUUCUGGAUCUGUGUGAUGAGCAUGGAAUUUCUCAACUAAAUUCCCUAUUGACAAUCGGAUCAAAAGAAAUUCUAAAGACAAUCUACGACCAGUACAAGAAAUAUUAUCAGUACAAAGGGAGGGUUUAACAACGUGUUUUAUGGCAGUUCAAGUCCUUCUUCAGCGGAUGGCCAGAUGCACCAGGGAACGUGUCAUGUCUUAUUGGAGAGAAUAUCAUAUCAUAUUAUAAUUAUAUAAUAUGUUCAUCAUAAUAUAAUACUAGAAAUGUUAAUGUAUAAGUUAACUUUAGACUGUCCAUGCAUUUUGUACAUUGUGAAUUAGUAUUUAGUAGCAUACAUGCUAAGAGAACCAUCAAAGCAAGAGAGGUUUGUUGGGUUUGCUUCACUGGUGGCAGCAAUGCAAAAGUAACUCGUCAUAUGCAAUAUUGGAAGCCCCUCUAAAAUGUGUUUCUCUAUUAUAGCAGACGCUGUUGGCUGGCAUGCUCUUUAUGUGGGAUGUCUGCAGGAUUCUUGUACAGCAUGUUUGGGGAUUUCCCUUUCAGUCGAAGCUGAUCCGUCUCCGUAGUCGCAAGUGUUGGCUCGUGCUGUCUGUAAAAGGAUCCUGCUGCACCCGACAGAACCCCCUUUACGACUGGAAAUUUGUAAUCAGUGAAUAAGAAACCAUCUGCCAACCUUUGGUUUGUAGCUCUCCUCUCGGAUUGUUCUCUGUAAUUGUUUUCGAUGUACCGAUUAAGCGUAUAACUUUCGUGAACAAUGUUGAACACACGAAAUCUGUGUAAUGUUGCGAUUUUUUGUAUACCGGCGUGUUUUUUGCGUGUAAGCCGCUAUUGGUGUAGUUGUAAAACCUAGAAUAUACAAUACAUCUAGUGAAAUUUACUUUUUGUAUUUCAUACUACAACCUAAUUUAUAUGUGCAGUACUGAUUUUAUUGUGAAAUUCGACUAUGUAAAUUGAAAAUGUGACACGUGUUAUAUAUAUCAGUAGUUUUUAUCCCAGCCAUUCUAUUAUGAUUAAUUUUUUGACCAAUAAAUAGUUUAUCAAGAAA